Molecule: messenger RNA, 204 nt
Organism: Symbiodinium necroappetens
Lineage: Eukaryota; Dinophyceae; Suessiales; Symbiodiniaceae
Source: the annotation of a GenBank genome assembly
GUGGUGACCUGGGGGAACACUCACCGCGGAGGCGACUGCCGGCGCGUGAAGGAAGAGCUGAGGAACGUGAAGCACAUCGAGGCAUCGCACACAGCCUUCGCCGCUUUGCGAAGUGAUGGGGUGGUGGUGACCUGGGGAAACUCCUUCCAUGGCGGGGACAGCCGACGCAUCCAGGAUCAGCUGACCGACGUGAGACGGAUUCAG